UAAAAUAAAAAUCAGCGGAAAAUUUUGAAAGAAAAAUAAUUUGCAUCAAAAAAGUGAAAAAAGAAAAAAAUCGAAAAGACCUUCAAAUGAAUUUUUGGUCCUUAUAUAUUAUUCUAUAUAUUUGGCAUUGAUAAAGAAGAAUUAAAAAGGAAAAUUUCGAUUAUCUAUGCGAAUCUCCACAAAAUGACAAUGAAGAUUAUUCAAGGCUGUGGUAGGUUUUGGUGGGUCAGGGUGGUAUAAGCAGCAAAUACGUGGGCAGAGUUUCAUUCAUAAUUAACGUUUAAAGUGACCUACUCGAAGCUAUACUGCAAAAGUUUUGUUUGUGUGGUGAAUUACAAGUGAUCGAUGUUCGUUAAAGAAUCUCUUCUUUUUCGGACAAAUAAUCCAACGAAGAAAAAAAAAAGGUUGACGAAAAUUUUGUAAAAAAAAAAAUUGUUUUUCAAUUAAACAAAUCAGUAAAACUGGCAUCAAAGGGGUUCCACGUUUUUCGUUAUGGACGGUGACCGAAAUCGUCCCGAGGAAGAUUCGCAGAAUUCAGAUCAUAAAGAAAGUCCAACUGAAGAAGAAACAACAAGUCAAGAAAAUAGUCGACCUAAUUCACAAUACAGUGAUAUUGAAAGAAAUCAAGCAUCAUCAGAAUCAUCAUCGAGAAAUACUUCAGUUCAAGACAAUAGACGAUUUCCAAUAAUUUCCGUCGCAUUAUCAAAUAGGCCGUCAACACCUUACGAAAGUGAAAAUCCAAUAAUUCGCGAUGUCACGAAAAUUAUUCCGUACGAACCCGAAAAAAAUGGUAUUCAAAAAUAUGGCAUCAACAUCAAUUGUCCACCCGGAAACGGAAGUCCAAAACAUCAAUCGAGAAUCUCUAGGGCCAGUGUCUUUCCAAUCGGAGGAAAUCUCUCUGCCCGAGAAGCCUUCGGACCUACACUUACACCAAUUAAAAAUCGUCUAUCGCCAGAAUCACAAACACCAUUUCCGGAUUCAAUUGAUAAUGAUUAUUCCAAAGAUAUUAAUAAAGGAAAUUCUACAGGAUCCGCCGAAUCGACAAAUGACUGUGAAACACUAUUUUUUAGGGAUGGUAGACGAAGAAUUGAUAUGGUUUUGGUGUAUCAAGAGGAAAGUGCAGGUGUUAUGACUGAAAUAGAGGCACGUAAAAUAGAGCAAAGAAAAAUUUUUGAACAAAAUUUAUUAAAGGAAGGCCUACAAUGCGAAUUGGAACCAAAAGAAUCGUCAUUCGAUGGGAAAACAUAUUUUCUCAAAUUACACAUUCCAUGGAAAAUUAAAAUUCAAUAUGCCGAAUUGAUGAAUCUUAAAUUACCCACUAAGAGAUUAAUUACUAUUUCCGUAAAGGCUUGGGGCGAUGAAAAUGAAAUUUUGAAAAAAAGUCCUUGGGAAAAAUGGCGAAAAUGGAUACAGUGGAUUAGAAAAAUUCACAUGUGGGAUACACAUAAAUAUCCCGAAGAGCCUAGUUUUUAUGCAAGCACAGAUAGUGGGGAUGAAGAAAGAUUUGUUGUAAAAGAUAGAGACACAGCUUAUACACCAGCUCAAAGAUCAUUAAUAGUUAUGCAAAUUUUACAUCGAACGAAAUACAAUGAAAUUAAUGAAAAAGCAGGAAUAAGACGAUUAAUAGCCGAUGGGACUUAUCUUGAUUGUUUUACACUUCACGAGGGUCCCUACAAUAAACCAUUGGCGAAUGGAGAAAUUUUAGAUAGAUAUUUACUUUAUCUUAUAUGGGCCAGGCCAUCUCAAUGGUACAAGAAGCAGCCUUUGUGGCUAAUUAGAAGAUAUUUUGGAGAAAAAGUUGCACUUUAUUUUGCUUGGCUUGGAUUUUAUACAAAGGCAUUAUAUCCCCCUGCAGUGGUUGGUCUCUUGUGUUUUUUUUACGGUUUGGCAAGUAUGAAUAGUGACGAUAAUCAGCCAAGCAGAGAAAUUUGUAAUCCAUAUAAAGAAGGGAACAUUACACUGUGUCCACUUUGUGAUAAGGCGUGCUCUUAUCAAAAAUUGAAAGAAUCCUGCCUUUUUUCUAGACUGACAUAUUUAUUCGAUAAUCCUGCAACUGUCUUUUUUGCCAUUUUUAUGUCCUUUUGGGCAACAACAUUUUUGGAAAUGUGGAAACGUCGUCAAGCAAUUUUAGCUUGGGAAUGGGAUUUACAAAAUGCCGACGGUGAUGAGGAACCAAGACCUGAAUUUGAGGCAUCUGUUAAAACUUAUAGAAUAAAUCCUGUCACGAGAGAACGAGAACCAUAUAUGCCAGCAUGGUCACGUGCCUGGAGAUAUGCUGUCACAACUUCAAUGGUGUUUUUUAUGGUUUGUGUGGUUCUUGCCGCAGUUUUAGGAACAAUAAUCUAUAGAAUUUCAUUGGUACCAAUUUUUUAUCGUGGCGGUAAUUCACUUGUGAAAAAGCAUACGAAAAUUUUCACCGCCACAACGGCUGCAUUAUUAAAUUUAAUAGUCAUUAUGAUAUUGACGAGAAUUUAUCAAAGAAUGGCAAGAUGGAUGACUAAUUUAGAAAAUCCACGAACACAAACUGAAUAUGAGGAUAGUUUUACAUUUAAAAUUUUUAUGUUUGAAUUCGUCAAUUUUUACUCAUCACUCAUCUACAUUGCAUUCUUCAAGGGAAGAUUUUACGAAUAUCCUGGUGAUUCAAAUGCAAGAAGAUCGGAAUUUAAUCGAAUACAAAAUGAUGUUUGUGAUCCGGCUGGUUGUUUAUCGGAACUUUGUAUUCAACUAGCAAUUAUUAUGAUUGGCAAACAAUUAUUUAAUAAUUUUCUCGAAAUUCUAUCGCCAAAAAUGUGGAAUUGGUGGCGUAAACGAAAUCACAUAGCGGCAACAAAAGAUCAUGAUAGGCUCGAUACAAGUUGGGAGCAAAAUUAUCAACUUCAAGAUCCCGGAAGAAUGGGACUUUUUGAAGAAUAUUUGGAAAUGAUAAUUCAAUAUGGAUUUGUGACUCUCUUUGUCGCUGCUUUUCCAUUGGCACCAAUUUUUGCUCUUUUAAAUAAUAUCGGUGAAAUUCGAUUGGAUGCGUAUAAAAUGAUAAAGGAAGCACGUCGACCCUUGGCAGAAAGAGUUGAAGAUAUUGGCGCUUGGUUUGGAAUUUUAAAAGGUGUCACCUACACGGCCGUCGUCAGUAAUGCAUUUGUAAUUGCAUACACUUCGGAUUUUAUACCAAGAUCCGUGUACGCUUAUGUUUAUUCGUCUACAAAAGACUUACAGGGCUAUAUAGAUAGUUCAUUAUCUGAAUUUAAUACCUCCGAUUAUAUUGAGGGAAUGGGUAGCGAUGGAAGUGAACCAAUUCCUUCGACUUGUCAAUACAGAGGAUAUAGAAAUGGACCAAAUGAUCCAGAACCAUAUGGAUUAAGUCCUCAAUAUUGGCACGUUUUUGCAGCACGUCUCGCAUUUGUUGUUGUCUUUGAACAUGUUGUAUUUGCAUCAACGGGAAUAAUGAGUUAUGUGAUACCUGCUGUACCAAAGGCAAUGUCAACUCAAUUGCAGAGGGAGAAACUUUUGGCGCAGGAGGCAAGAUUUGAGAAGGGAAUAAAGGGCAAGGAAGAUGAGGAGGAUCUUGUUUCAGUUUUACGCGAAGCUGGAAUCUCGAGACCAGGUGCAAGACGUGGAAGUUGGGCGAGACGUUUCAGUAAAUUGAGCGAUGGUCUCGAUGCUCAUGUUGACGUUGCCAAAAAUCAUGUUCCAAGUGAAAAUUCCACUGUUUGGGAAGUUACCUAAUUCAGUAAUUUUUACACAAAAAAUUAUAUAAAUAUACAAAAAUAUUUUUAUAAUAUUAAUUACAUUUUUCAUAUGUAAUUGAAAAAAAAGUGUAUUAAUAAUUAAUUAAUACAAAAAUAAUUAUUAAUAAUUGCAAGUCAAUAGAAAAUUUAAUUAAACUAAUUUUGAAACAAAAUUUAUUUUAUAAAUUAAAUUUCCAUUUUCCUAAUUCAUGGAACAGAAUUUUUAUAUCAGACAAUAAAUUAUCGUAGUAAAUCGAUAAUGAAUGUCAAUUAUUAAGGGGGGGAAAAAAAUGGAACUAUUGUACAUAUUGUAUAUUUUAUUAAAA
Leptopilina boulardi is the source of this 4048-nucleotide messenger RNA. RefSeq names its product anoctamin-4. NCBI's taxonomy places the organism in Eukaryota, Metazoa, Arthropoda, Insecta, Hymenoptera, Figitidae. Gene Ontology annotation, biological process: chloride transmembrane transport. The record is from RefSeq and is a predicted model, not a curated record. The transcript has 14 exons. The coding region runs from base 493 to 3720 and encodes 1075 amino acids. Gene Ontology annotation, molecular function: protein dimerization activity; chloride channel activity. Gene Ontology annotation, cellular component: plasma membrane.